Messenger RNA from Diuraphis noxia (Russian wheat aphid), 1480 nucleotides. RefSeq names its product RAS oncogene family member Rab5 (gene Rab5). Gene Ontology annotation, molecular function: GTPase activity; GTP binding. The record is from RefSeq and is a predicted model, not a curated record. Lineage: Eukaryota; Metazoa; Arthropoda; Insecta; Hemiptera; Aphididae.
AUAAAUAUAUAAUGGCCAACAGAGCUGUACCGCAGAGACCUAAUGGCCAAACACCAGGAAAAAUAUGUCAGUUCAAGUUGGUUCUUUUAGGUGAAUCAUCAGUUGGAAAAUCUAGUUUAGUACUUAGAUUUGUAAAAGGCCAGUUUCAUGAAUACCAAGAGAGUACGAUUGGUGCUGCUUUCCUUACACAAACAAUUCAUUUAAAUGAUGUAGCUGUAAAAUUUGAAAUUUGGGAUACAGCUGGUCAAGAGCGUUACCACAGUUUAGCACCAAUGUAUUAUAGAGGUGCUCAAGCAGCUAUUGUAGUCUAUGAUAUUACUAAUCAAGAUACCUUUGAAAGAGCUAAAAAUUGGGUGAAAGAACUUCAAAGACAAGCAACACCUGGUAUUGUAAUAGCCUUAGCUGGAAACAAGUUAGAUUUAAAUACUAUGAGAAGUGUUCAGACUGAUGAAUCACAAACAUAUGCCUAUGAGAAUGGACUGCUGUUUAUGGAAACAUCAGCUAAAACAAGUGCUAAUGUGACCGAAAUUUUUAAGGCAAUUGCUGAAAAACUUCCUAAGAAUGAAACAACUAAUACUGCAGGGCAGGGUCGACGUCUAGUUGAAUCUGAAGGAGCUAACAAGAGCCUUAGCAGCUGUUGUAAGUGAUACAGUAAAUCAAGUCAGUUUUCAUAUGGAUUAUUGACAUUUAAUCAUCUAAUAACCUAUAUAGCUUUGUAAAAUUAUUAAGCCUCAGAAUUAUAUUUAUCAAUUUGCAUUUAAUAUAUGUAUCAAUAUAUUAUCUUAUAAUAUAUACAAAAUGUUUUGUUUAUUUCCAUUAUGCUUUUGUAAGCAUAAUGUGAGUGUAUUGAUCCAGCAAAAUGUCAGUAUUGACAAAAGUUGGUCAUGUUCAAUAAUAGUUAAUAAUUUUUUCAUUCAUUCAAAUUUUUUUAUUAGCAAUAAAAUAUUGUUUAUAUUUAAGUUUUUUUUUUUUUAUUUUACUCUAUCAAAUUUUUACUAUCAAUUUUAAUUAAAUAAAAUAUUCUAUCAUAGCAAGUCAAAUGGAUUUUGAAACUUAAAUGUUAUAGUAAACCUAAAAGUGUGAAUUUCAAUUAAAUAUUUUCCCAUCUAAAAAUAAAUUAGUUAAAUACAAAAACUAUUGUACYUACAGCCAAUCCAGUCAUAGACCAUAGCCCCACAUGAUAAGAAAUGUAAUCAUGUUUUUGAGAUGUUUUUAACCUAAACCACAAUUAGAUUAGUGAAAUCUAUGCAUCGUUAAUUUUGGUGGUUACAGUGUUUGGUUACUUCUAAACAUUUACAAUGAUUGUGAUUAGUAAAGUUUUGGUAAAAUCAACCCACAAUACAAUUUUAUUUAUUGUAUAAUGUACCUUGUAUGUAUCCUGUGUUACUAAAAUUUAAUCACAAUUUAUAUUAUAUAUUAUUUUAACACCAUUCAAAUGUAAACUAUGAAGUCUAUAUCUAUAUAUAUAUAUAUAUAUGUA